UUUUGUAAUCCGAGACUGCAUGAGUCAUCGUUUUCCAAAUGAUGGGAUGAUGACAUGAAGAAAGUGAAAGUGCACAUUGUAACGGGAUCAUUACGGCCCUGACAAAGCCUUCAUUGAAAAAGGACGCCAUCCCCUCGUCCUCGUAACAGUUGGUAUCGCCUGUGUGACAUAAUGACAAACCGUUAUACAGUACAUUUUCAUGGCUCAUAUCUGCUGUACGCUGUGUCGCUGUUCUUGGCCUGCUUGAUGGUCCUGCAGUCCAACCGGGUCAGAGAGAUGCAGGUCGAACUGCGGGAGCUGCGUCAGUGGACCAGUCUGGUGUGCGGGGACAUAAAGGAAUCGUCUACUGAUAUCUCGCGCUGCGGGAUAUCUGACUCUCACAGACAUACACAAUGGAAUGGAAUUCGAGGAAAGAGGGAGAUUUCAAGACAUGGGAGACGGAGACAGCGGCGCACUGCAGGGAGUAGUGCCUUUCUUCAUCUUGUUCCUCUGUCAUCACACUCAUAUGAUGAAGAUGACUACACUCUGGUAGAAUGGGCUCUAGGACUGAGUCGUCUAGGGGAGGGGCUGCAGGUCUUUGGAGAAAAGGUCACUGUGGUAACCGAAGGGACUUACUUCAUCUACAGUCAGGUGCUGUAUAAAGACACCACAUGGACUAUGGGUCAUGUGAUCAAGAAGCGUCUACAUGGUAUUGAGACCAUCUUGAUGAAGUGCAUACAGAGUAUGCCCAGCAACAUCACUGUGGCCCAAAACACCUGCUACACAGCCGGUGUCCAUUACCUGGAGCCAGGAUCCACUCUGGAACUCUCCAUUCCCAGGAAAUCUGCUGGGCUUGUCCUCAAGCCUCACUCCACCUUCCUUGGCAUGUUCAGGAUCUGACACUGAGUGACGAUCUAACACAAAAACAUGUCUCUCCAGAAACCUACAAUCACUGCCUAUAAUAACCCGACAUGCUGACCUACUGCAUUGUGUUGCCUGAUAUUUAAUAAACUCUUAUCAAUAUCAAAA
Molecule: messenger RNA, 1008 nt
Organism: Oncorhynchus kisutch (coho salmon)
Lineage: Eukaryota; Metazoa; Chordata; Actinopteri; Salmoniformes; Salmonidae
Gene: tnfsf13
Product: TNF superfamily member 13
Exons: 6
Coding region: 172-879 (235 amino acids)
Biological process (GO): immune response; positive regulation of B cell proliferation
Cellular component (GO): membrane
Molecular function (GO): receptor ligand activity; tumor necrosis factor receptor binding
Source: RefSeq, a predicted model, not a curated record